Molecule: messenger RNA, 449 nt
Organism: Ambispora leptoticha
Lineage: Eukaryota; Fungi; Glomeromycota; Glomeromycetes; Archaeosporales; Ambisporaceae
Source: the annotation of a GenBank genome assembly
AUGAAAUUUUUAGUAAAUUUUCUUACAUCACUGAGUCUCGGUGAUUGGAUUACUAUUCUAUUCGUUACUAUAAUCCUUUACAUUUCACUUUUCUAUUAUGAAUACUACACCCGUGAUAAUCCUCUUCCAGGUCCAUUUCCAUUACCAAUUGUCGGUAGUCUAUAUCAAAAAUCCAGUAGUAAUUUGGCUAAAUGGAUUUACGAUUUAGCUAAAAUCCAUGGUGAAAUUUUCGAAAUCUGGAUCGGUCCACAACGUCAGAUAGUACUAAGCAGUGCGGAAUUAAUUGAACAACUUAAUGUGCCAUCCACAAAAAGUAAUUUCAUUAUUCGUUAUGCGUAUCAUGAAGGUUUGGAAGCAUGGGGAACUGAUACCGGGAUUACAUUUAAUCGAAAUAUUGAAAGUUGGCGAUUUAAUCGAAAGUAUUUUGAUUAUGCGGUGACGAAUCCUUC